Molecule: messenger RNA, 3392 nt
Organism: Doryrhamphus excisus (bluestripe pipefish)
Lineage: Eukaryota; Metazoa; Chordata; Actinopteri; Syngnathiformes; Syngnathidae
Gene: klhl20
Product: kelch-like family member 20
Biological process (GO): proteasome-mediated ubiquitin-dependent protein catabolic process; Golgi to endosome transport; protein K33-linked ubiquitination
Cellular component (GO): trans-Golgi network; PML body
Molecular function (GO): type II interferon binding
Source: RefSeq, a predicted model, not a curated record
AAGCUAUACAUGGCAUCUGACAUGCGCAGAAAACACCCGUGAAGAAAAGCUGCGUAUCCAACCAUUAACUUGUAAACAUUUGUCAUGGUUGCGGUUUGCGCCUCGGAUUUGGAGAUGGAAAUAUAAGAUUCACUUGGAGGCGUGCUACCAAACACUGUUCUACAUUGCAUGGACCCAAAGCUGAUGCGCAGGGCCACCAGCGCACGCCAAGACGCCACAGGAAUGGACAUCACUAGCCGCUGUACUCUGGGCGACCCCAAUAAGCUCCCUGAAGGGGUACCCCAGCCUGCGCGCAUGCCAUACGUGUCAGACAAACACCCUCGGCAGACGCUGGAAGUGAUCAACCUGCUGAGGAAGCACCGUGAGCUGUGUGACGUGGUGCUGGUGGUGGGCACUAAGAAAAUCUAUGCUCACCGUGUCAUCCUGUCCGCCUGCAGUCCAUACUUCAGGGCGAUGUUUACUGGGGAGCUUGCAGAAAGCCGACAAACUGAAGUGGUUAUUCGAGACAUUGACGAGAGAGCGAUGGAGCUGUUGAUCGACUUUGCCUACACGUCACAGGUGACCGUAGAGGAAGGCAAUGUCCAGACGCUGCUGCCCGCGGCUUGUCUGCUCCAGCUUGCUGAGAUCCAGGAGGCCUGCUGCGAGUUCCUGAAGAGGCAGCUCGACCCUUCCAACUGUCUGGGCAUCAGGGCCUUCGCUGACACCCACUCCUGCCGCGAGCUGCUCCGCAUCGCGGAUAAAUUCACCCAACACAACUUUCAGGAGGUCAUGGAAAGCGAGGAGUUCAUGCUGUUACCUGCCAACCAGUUGAUUGACAUCAUUUCUAGCGAUGAACUCAACGUGAGGAGCGAAGAGCAGGUUUUUAACGCGGUGAUGGCGUGGGUGAAAUACAGCAUCCAGGAACGCAGACCACAGCUACCCCAGGUUCUCCAACAUGUCAGACUACCCCUCCUCAGCCCCAAGUUCCUAGUGGGCACCGUGGGGUCGGACCCUCUUAUCAAGAGUGAUGAGGAGUGCAGAGACCUGGUUGACGAGGCCAAGAACUACUUGCUGCUGCCACAGGAGAGACCCCUGAUGCAGGGCCCAAGAACCCGUCCUAGGAAACCCAUCCGAUGCGGAGAAGUUCUCUUUGCGGUGGGGGGCUGGUGCAGCGGGGACGCCAUAUCCAGCGUGGAACGCUACGAUCCUCAGACCAACGAGUGGCGCAUGGUGGCGUCCAUGAGCAAACGCCGCUGCGGAGUCGGCGUCAGCGUCCUGGACGACUUGCUUUACGCCGUGGGGGGCCACGACGGCUCCUCCUACCUCAACUCUGUCGAAAGAUACGAUCCAAAGACAAACCAGUGGAGCAGCGACGUGGCGCCGACCAGCACGUGUCGUACAAGCGUAGGCGUGGCCGUUCUUGGCGGUUAUUUGUACGCCGUGGGAGGACAAGAUGGCGUUUCCUGUCUGAACAUAGUGGAAAGGUACGACCCCAAGGAGAACAAGUGGACUCGCGUGGCGUCCAUGAGCACCAGGCGACUGGGCGUGGCUGUGGCUGUGCUCGGAGGCUUCCUGUACGCUGUCGGAGGCUCCGACGGAACGUCGCCGCUGAAUACAGUGGAGCGCUACAAUCCUCAGGAGAACCGCUGGCACACGGUGUCGCCCAUGGGAACCCGGCGGAAACACCUGGGCUGUGCCGUCUACCAGGACAUGAUCUACUCGGUCGGAGGCCGAGACGACACCACGGAGCUGAGCAGUGCGGAGCGUUACAACCCCAGGACCAAUCAGUGGUCUCCCGUAGUCGCCAUGACGUCCAGACGGAGCGGGGUGGGCUUGGCGGUCGUGAAUGGUCAGUUGAUGGCCGUGGGAGGAUUUGAUGGGACGACGUAUUUGAAAACGAUAGAGGUUUACGAUCCUGAUGCCAACACUUGGAGGUUGUACGGAGGAAUGAACUACCGGCGACUCGGUGGCGGAGUGGGCGUGAUUAAAAUGACUCACUGUGAAUCCCACAUAUGGUAACCCUCCUGGUUUGUCCUCACCAACCCUCACGACUCCCAAGAAAAACUGUUACGUGCGUGGGGACGAGUGGGAGACGUGUUGGCGGACGAAUCCACCAACGUUCGUCCCCUUUCACGGUCAAUGACUUUUACAAGAAACGAUUGACAUCCAGCAAGCAUCACCAAGCCUCCAUAUUGGAGACGGUCUACUAUAGGCUCCGCCCCCCCUCCCCCAAGUAACCUCGUCCUGCUUUGGUCCUUGAAGCUUCCAUCUACCAGUCGUGUAGACGCCUAGAGUAUGACUGCGGUCAUGAAUGUGUGAGGAGGUUUUAACGUCUUUUGGGUGCAACCAACCAACCAAGGCAGAUGACCACAAAAGUGGAAAUCGAACCAAGACCUCUCAUCCUGCAAGCCUCAAUCCAUCCGUUCCGCUGUGGUGGCAUGGCUUAUUUCCUGACGAGAGAACAUUACUUGUUAACUGGCGUACAGGACACUGGAACCUCAGUUAGCGUACAACCCCGUGCAUGUGUGUUUUGGUUUACAUUUUUUGCCUCGGUUUGCGUACACUCUCCGGUUAGCAUACAAUACGGCGCCUGUCUUCCACUGCCUGAGUCCAACUGUCUUCUUCAUCACAGAAACAUACUUGUUAGCAUCCUAUUGGGUUGACGCUAAUGUUAGCUAAGUCAUGCUACAAGUCUCUGCUUUUGAGACACACAAAAGUGGCGAGUGGCAGCAUAUCCCUUUCAUAUGCCAUUUUUGUUUUUGAAAUGUCUGCAUGUAAACAGUUGAAAUGUAAACAUAUAAAAAGAGUUUAGUGUUAUAUAACAUAUUUGGAAAGGAUGGCUUGGCAUUAUUUCUGAUUAGUACGUUUGGGAUGGCGUGAAGGAUGCUAACUGAGGUUCUACUGUACGGUAAGAUGUCAAGAACAGGAUGCAAUACUGAUCUUAGUCCCCGCUAGAAGGUUCAAAGUCUAAGCUAAACAGAUUUUCCUGAAUAAAUGGGGCAUUGUGUACAUGGCUUAUUAACAGAAGGGUUUGUAUGGAAUGGGGCCACCUGGUGGUAGAAGAUGAGAAUGCAAAGUGAAAAUAGCAGAUGAUGAAAAACACAAGUUGAAAGUCGUAUUUGUGUUUGAAGGAACAUGUGUUUUCUCCACACAACACCUCAUCAUGUACAUCACAGUUGUACUUUAGUGUGUACUCGGUGCAGUGUGCACUGGUUACACCCAUCAUAAGGAAUAAAUGUACUCUAGGCUUCACGUUCAAGAAAGCUGCUAGGUUUUUUGCAAGUGUUGGAUUCAUGCCCAAGUCCACCAUGUACUUAUGCAAGACAUAUUCUUCCAUAACGCAACUGUACUCUUGUGGUUUUGCCCACAAAUGCAACUUUCACUAAAUGUUGACUUUCACCAUUUCAUUUUUU